Austrofundulus limnaeus is the source of this 1699-nucleotide messenger RNA. It is a transcript of the gene eif4e1c, whose product is annotated as eukaryotic translation initiation factor 4E family member 1c. Gene Ontology annotation, molecular function: translation initiation factor activity; RNA 7-methylguanosine cap binding. Gene Ontology annotation, biological process: translational initiation. Gene Ontology annotation, cellular component: eukaryotic translation initiation factor 4F complex; cytoplasm. The transcript is spliced from 7 exons. NCBI's taxonomy places the organism in Eukaryota, Metazoa, Chordata, Actinopteri, Cyprinodontiformes, Rivulidae. The record is from RefSeq and is a predicted model, not a curated record. Bases 71 to 703 code for a protein of 210 amino acids.
CGCGGCUUCCGUAGUAGUGGAGCGGAGUGACGCAGAAGCGCUGUACAGCUAGAUCAUUUCGACAGUCAAGAUGGCGACAUCGGAGCCGAAAGCAGCUGAAACUGAAGAUCAACAGACUGACGGACAGGUUGUUGCAAAUCCUGAGCAGUAUAUUAAACAUCCUUUGCAAAACAGAUGGGCCUUGUGGUAUUUUAAAAAUGACAAAAGCAAAAGCUGGACAGAGAACUUGCGUUUAAUUUCCAAGUUUGACACAGUGGAAGACUUUUGGGCGUUAUACAACCACAUACAGCAGCCAAGCAAGCUUGGUUAUGGCUGUGAUUAUUCCUUAUUUAAGGAUGGGAUCAAACCAAUGUGGGAAGAUGAAAGAAACAAGCUGGGGGGUCGAUGGUUGAUAACCCUCAACAAACAACAGAGACACAACGAUCUUGAUCGCUUCUGGAUGGAAACACUCCUGUGUUUAGUUGGCGAGUCUUUUGACGAGGCAAGUGAAGACGUGUGUGGAGCUGUGGUCAAUGUCAGACCUAAAGGUGACAAAAUCUCCAUCUGGACGAGCAACUGCCAAAACAGGGAAGCCAUCAUGACGAUAGGUCAACUUUACAAGGAUCGUCUGAGCAUCUCCAUGAAAGCCGUGAUCGGCUACCAGUCGCACGACGACACGUCCAGUAAGAGUGGAUCCACCACCAAGAACAUGUACUCCGUUUGAAAAACUUUCCCCUCAUUUCACCUCGCUGUAGAUUUAAACAAUUACCAACCUGCAUCACAUUAACAUUUACGUUGUCGACUAUUAUAGUGUCCUUUCCUUUUAUUGCAAAGAGAGUUGUUAAUAGCGUGUACAAUUGAAGCUUCCCUCCAUGUAACUGGAGCGAUUUGAGCUGAGGCUUGGGCUCGAGCUGAUGUCUUUAAUGAGCAAGAGAACAUAAAUAAUUUUCUUUUAGAGUUGAAGAUCUGUGAGUAAUAUCAGUGACCCUCUUAGCUUAGCAGAGAACAAGCUUCUUUUUUUAGUACUAAUUAUAUUGACCGAUUUGGGAAAAAACCUUAACUAUAAGGCCUUUUGUUUUUCCUCAUGCUGAGUUCUCACUCCGUUUAAAAAAAAAGUGUUUGUCACCUCACAGAAUAAGAAGAUCGUAGGUAACUUAUCCUUACACAGAACACGUUUUAAGGGCAGUUUUAACUUGAUUUAUUUAGAAGUGUUAAGCAUGAGGCAGGCUUUGAAAUGCUCCAGUUUGAGGAAUAUGCAGUAUCUUUUAAGUUUGUAAAAGCUGUGGUCACACUCCAAAGUAUAACGUUUGGAUUAUAAGACCACUCUUUUUUUUUUUUCCUUUUUUUCUUUCAGCCAUGCUGGAAUUGUGGGAUAUUGCUUGUAGUACUAUUUGAACCUUUUUUCCACUUACAUUUUAUUUAUAAUGUAUGCAUUGAAAGGAAAACUUUUUUUUUAGUUGAAGUUAAUAAUGUGGACUACUGCAUAUAGAUGACAUUUUUACAGUGUACCAUACAGUUAAGAUGCUGACAGAAAGAUGUGCUUUUCACUGUUUUCUUCCUAACAGAAACUGUAGAUAAUGUCGCACUCCUCUUGUUUGAUGCGGGGAAAAAAGAUGAUAUUCAUUGUGAAAUGAUUUUGCUCUUAAUGUAUCUUUAUUAUCUGUUAUUCCAGGAUGUAUAUUACCUUCUUUCAAGUAAAAGUUAAGUGCUUUGCAUUAAA